Molecule: messenger RNA, 5744 nt
Organism: Canis lupus familiaris (dog)
Lineage: Eukaryota; Metazoa; Chordata; Mammalia; Carnivora; Canidae
Gene: GRIK2
Product: glutamate ionotropic receptor kainate type subunit 2
Exons: 25
Coding region: 1491-4217 (908 amino acids)
Biological process (GO): synaptic transmission, glutamatergic; monoatomic ion transport; modulation of chemical synaptic transmission
Cellular component (GO): plasma membrane; kainate selective glutamate receptor complex; presynaptic membrane
Molecular function (GO): transmitter-gated monoatomic ion channel activity involved in regulation of postsynaptic membrane potential; kainate selective glutamate receptor activity
Source: RefSeq, a predicted model, not a curated record
CCCGCCCGUAGAGCCGCCGAGAGGAACCGGCGGGCGCGCGCGCUCCUGGGACUCGGCCGUCGGGUACCGGGUCGCGCUGCCGCCUCUAGUCACCGCCCGGAGAACCCUCCCUGCUGGUACUCGAGUUGACUGCAUCUUAUUCUCCGACCUUCUCCCUGAGGUGAAGACGGCUAAUGAUUCCCGUGAAAGGUGAAGGAGAGAAGCGAAGUAGGGAGCGUGAGGGACCGGGUCACCGUGAUCUUCGUCGCCGGCCGGAGCGCCUGGCUCCUGGACCCUUGAUGCAGUUAGUUCCCUGGUCCCCCGUCCGCUUGCCCUGAGCUCUCUCAGUUCUCAGCUCAGUUCUCUUCAGGUUUUCUCUGUCAGCAGGUGCUUGGGUCGGACGUCCCCACCGAAAACAAAAUACCUGAAGAUUCUCCGGCUCAUUUGAAAAGACAGUUACAUGAGGUCAACCACAAUCUGGAAGCGGAUGAUCCUUCUUCUGAUAAAUCAUCAAGGGGUCAAUAGUGGCCUAAUGCUAUGUCACAAUGCCUGUGUCAUUCACUUCACUUCAUCUCAUCACUAGGCAUUUUAUCAUCUCACAUCAAAAGAAGGGUAUCCAGAAACCCAUGAAAUUCAACUGUCUUGUAAAGUUAAAGCUCCUUUAAAAAAAGUUACCAGAUCAUUUGAAAUUGAUGCCUGUGAAAGAUCCAGAUAGUAUGCUUCUGAUUCACAUACCCUAAAUGUGAAAGAGUCCUGGACUUUUUGAACUCUUCAGGUGAAACUGAACUCUGCUUUUGGUGACAAUGUAACUUCAUAGACAAGAAUGAUUACUCUCUCUGUUAGAUCAAAAUUGAGGGUUAAGGUGAGAAAACUGAUGCCCACAGAAAUGAAGUUAAUUGCCAUGGUCACCCAACCGGAUCUUUGUUCAAGACAAAUCAUAAGCUCCUGACUGACAACGGCCAAUUUCAUUAAUCUGUCCUGAUUGUUUUCCAAUGGAGACUACAUACAGCACGAAAGCACCAGCCUAUAAGCCAGCAAGAGGAUGUUCACCAGGACCUGACUGUGUAGGCCUCCAGAAAGUGUUUAAAAAUAUAGUUUAAAGGAUCAACAAACCUCUCUUUUCCAAAAUCUCAUGCCUGGUGAAGAAAGCAUUACUGCAGAAUAAAUCAGUUACUAUUGAUUUCAAGGACCAGAAUUCUUCAGAGGAAAAAGAAGCCAAGCUCGCGCGGCCGGACAUUGUGGGUGUGCGCGCUGGAUUUCUCCCGGAUGCUCCCCGACUAACAUGGAUGUCCCGCCAUCCCUUGCAGUGGAAGGUUGCUCCUUGGCGCAGUGAGUGAGGAACAUGCAGCGAUUGCUAAUGGGUCUGGGACGCGGAGGCUCCUUCCUCUGUCUGUGACCAUGCCGUGAUCGUGCCCGCGGCCGCCACUCCACGCAUCCUCGUUCCUACCCGAGCCGGGAGCCUAACGCCAGAUCGGGGAAGUGGGUGCCGCGCGUGUGGACACGGAAACACCAUGAAGAUUAUUUCCCCGAUUCUAAGUCAUCCAGUCUUCAGGCGCACCAUUAAACUCCUGCUGUGCUUACUGUGGAUUGGAUAUUCCCAAGGAACCACACAUGUGUUAAGAUUUGGUGGCAUUUUUGAAUAUGUGGAAUCUGGCCCAAUGGGAGCUGAAGAACUUGCAUUCAGAUUUGCUGUGAACACAAUCAACAGAAAUAGAACGUUGUUGCCCAAUACCACUUUAACUUAUGACACCCAGAAGAUAAACCUCUAUGAUAGUUUUGAAGCAUCCAAGAAAGCCUGUGAUCAGCUGUCUCUUGGGGUGGCUGCCAUCUUUGGGCCUUCGCACAGUUCUUCAGCAAAUGCUGUGCAAUCCAUCUGCAACGCACUGGGGGUUCCCCACAUACAGACCCGCUGGAAGCACCAGGUGUCAGACAACAAAGAUUCCUUCUAUGUCAGUCUUUACCCAGACUUCUCUUCACUCAGCCGUGCCAUUUUGGAUUUGGUGCAGUUCUUCAAGUGGAAAACUGUCACAGUUGUGUAUGAUGACAGCACGGGUCUCAUUCGUUUGCAGGAGCUCAUCAAAGCUCCAUCAAGGUACAAUCUUCGGCUUAAAAUCCGUCAACUACCUGCUGAUACAAAGGAUGCAAAACCCUUACUAAAGGAAAUGAAGAGAGGCAAGGAGUUCCAUGUAAUCUUUGACUGUAGCCAUGAAAUGGCAGCAGGCAUUUUGAAACAGGCAUUAGCUAUGGGAAUGAUGACAGAGUACUAUCAUUAUAUCUUUACGACUCUGGAUCUCUUUGCUCUUGAUGUAGAGCCCUACCGAUACAGUGGUGUUAAUAUGACAGGGUUCAGAAUAUUAAAUACAGAGAAUACUCAAGUAUCCUCCAUCAUUGAAAAGUGGUCGAUGGAACGGUUGCAAGCACCUCCGAAACCCGAUUCAGGUUUGCUGGAUGGAUUUAUGACGACUGAUGCUGCUCUAAUGUAUGAUGCCGUGCACGUGGUGUCUGUGGGCGUCCAACAGUUUCCCCAGAUGACAGUCAGUUCCUUACAGUGUAAUAGACACAAACCCUGGCGCUUCGGGACCCGUUUUAUGAGCCUAAUUAAAGAGGCACACUGGGAAGGUCUCACAGGCAGAAUAACUUUCAACAAAACCAAUGGCUUACGAACAGAUUUUGAUUUGGAUGUGAUCAGCCUCAAGGAAGAAGGUUUGGAAAAGAUUGGAACUUGGGAUCCAGCCAGUGGCCUGAAUAUGACAGAAAGUCAAAAGGGAAAGCCAGCCAACAUCACAGAUUCCUUAUCCAAUCGUUCUUUAAUCGUUACCACCAUUUUGGAAGAACCCUAUGUCCUAUUUAAGAAGUCUGACAAGCCUCUCUAUGGGAAUGAUCGAUUUGAGGGCUACUGCAUUGACCUCCUCAGAGAGUUAUCUACAAUCCUUGGCUUUACAUAUGAAAUUAGACUUGUGGAGGAUGGGAAAUAUGGAGCGCAGGAUGAUGCCAAUGGACAAUGGAAUGGAAUGGUCCGUGAACUGAUUGAUCAUAAAGCUGACCUUGCAGUUGCUCCACUGGCUAUUACCUAUGUUCGAGAGAAGGUCAUCGACUUUUCCAAGCCCUUUAUGACACUUGGAAUAAGUAUUUUGUACCGCAAGCCCAAUGGUACAAACCCAGGCGUCUUCUCCUUCCUGAAUCCUCUCUCCCCUGAUAUCUGGAUGUAUAUUCUGCUGGCUUACUUGGGUGUCAGUUGUGUGCUCUUUGUCAUAGCCAGGUUUAGUCCCUAUGAGUGGUAUAAUCCACACCCUUGCAAUCCUGACUCAGACGUGGUGGAAAACAAUUUUACCUUGCUAAAUAGUUUCUGGUUUGGAGUUGGAGCUCUCAUGCAGCAAGGUUCUGAGCUCAUGCCCAAAGCGCUCUCCACCAGGAUAGUGGGAGGCAUUUGGUGGUUUUUCACACUUAUCAUCAUUUCUUCGUAUACUGCUAACUUAGCCGCCUUUCUGACAGUGGAACGCAUGGAAUCCCCUAUUGAUUCUGCUGAUGAUUUAGCUAAACAAACCAAGAUAGAGUACGGUGCUGUGGAGGACGGUGCAACCAUGACGUUUUUCAAGAAAUCAAAAAUAUCUACGUAUGACAAAAUGUGGGCCUUCAUGAGUAGCAGGAGGCAAUCAGUACUCGUCAAAAGUAAUGAAGAAGGAAUCCAGAGAGUCCUCACCUCUGAUUAUGCUUUCCUAAUGGAGUCAACAACAAUUGAGUUUGUUACCCAGCGGAACUGUAACCUGACACAGAUCGGCGGCCUUAUAGACUCCAAAGGUUAUGGCGUUGGCACCCCCAUGGGUUCUCCAUAUAGAGACAAAAUCACCAUAGCAAUUCUUCAGCUGCAAGAGGAAGGCAAGCUGCACAUGAUGAAGGAGAAGUGGUGGAGGGGCAAUGGUUGUCCAGAGGAGGAGAGCAAAGAGGCCAGUGCCCUGGGGGUUCAAAAUAUUGGUGGCAUCUUCAUUGUUCUGGCAGCCGGCUUGGUGCUCUCAGUUUUUGUGGCAGUGGGAGAGUUUUUAUACAAAUCCAAAAAAAACGCUCAAUUGGAAAAGAGGUCCUUCUGUAGCGCCAUGGUAGAAGAGCUGAGGAUGUCCUUGAAGUGCCAGCGUCGGUUAAAACACAAGCCACAGGCCCCCGUUAUUGUGAAAACAGAAGAAGUUAUCAACAUGCACACAUUUAACGACAGAAGGUUGCCAGGUAAAGAAACCAUGGCAUAAAGCUGGGAGGCCAGACACCCAAGCACAAACUGUCGUCUUUUUUCCAAACAAUUUAGCGAGAAUGUUUCCUGUGGAAAUAUGCAACCUGUGCAAAAUAAAAUGAGUUACCUCAUGCCGCUGUGUCUAUGAACUAGAGACUCUGUGAUCUAAGCAGUUGCAAUGAUCAGACUUGAUUUACAAGCAUCAUGGAUCAACCAAGUUACACUGGGUUACACUGUUUAUCAUGGGUUCCUCCCUUCUUUUGAGUGAAUGUUACAUGCGCAUUUUGUGGCUGGUUUCAAAUGCAGUCCAGUAAGAAAUUACAGGUUCCUUUUGAAGUCCAACUGUUGCCAGGAGGUGGAGUAUCGAUGCCCCCAAGGGUAACCAGUAAAAAAAAAAAAAAAAUCAUUAAGAAUAAGAAUACUUGGAAUCAGCAAAAACUGUAGUGAAACAGUACAGUCCUUUGACACCCAGAUAAUAGAGGUGGUGAUGUUACUGGCCCCCAACUACUCAGUAUAAUGAUCAUCUGAAUAGACGAUAUGUGUUUAUAGGAUGUGAAAAAAAUGUAAUGCAAAACAAAUCUGAAUAUCAUGGCAAGUGGAAUAUAAAGCAGAUAUUCAUCAGUGUUUUUCUUUCUUUCUUUCUUUUGACAGUCUAUGUCACUGAUUGAGAUAGAAAUGUCAAUUACCAAGGCAAUAAUGUUUUUCUUAAAUUGACUAAGGCAGGAGAUUUAACAUAUGACUCUACCAGAACCCUACCUAUCCCCUUACACCUUUUCCCCAACCCUGUACCAAGAAUAAUAAUAAUAAAAAAGCAACAGUUGGUUCAGAGAUUCUGAAUUAAAAAGGAUGAUGUUUUGCAAUCUUUGUUUUAAGUUGAAAAAGAGGGCUGAGUAUUGAUGGUUAUGUGGAAGAUGGAAGCUUUCAUUCUAACAUUCAGAGAUGUUAACUUAAACCCUCGUUCCUGCUAUAAAUGAACUUGAUGGAGCCUGGGCAGAUCCCGGUGAAAGGAGAAAGGGGACUGGUCAUCUAUAGAAAAGUGUGUGGAGAACUUUGAAGUGGACUGCGUUUAUCAAUACAGUCACAAUGUUAAAUGAACAAAAUUCUUGAGCAGUUUUUUUCAAAAAAAUGUUCAGGUUUAUUUGUGGAAAUGCAAGAUUUCUAUGAAAAUAGUUUUUGUAUGGAAAUUUUUGUAAUACUUUUUAUCAACAAAAUAAGAACAUGUGUUCCUGUCAGGGGUGUGAUGUCAAGCAUGAAUGGUAGUGCGUGUGCACCACCAACGUUUGGUGAAAACUAUUUUUAUCAAGAAAAAAAGGAAUCAUAGAAGAGAAAUAUUUUCAAGUUAGAUAAUAUAAAAGCUAGGUGCACUACCACCACUGCUUACCAUGCCACACCCCUGGUUUCCACGAGGCUGAUAACAUACUGUAAUGAACAAUUGUGUGUAAAAUGGUAAAAGACACAGACCUCUUGACAACAUUGUGAUAACAGUUGAGUGCACACAGUUUGCUGUUUGAAUCCAAUGCACAAAAUUAAAAAAAAAUCAUUAAAA